This is a messenger RNA of Perkinsus marinus ATCC 50983, 311 nucleotides long. RefSeq lists its product as hypothetical. The annotation marks the transcript as partial. The record is from RefSeq and is a predicted model, not a curated record. The transcript has 2 exons. Gene Ontology annotation, molecular function: protein binding. NCBI's taxonomy places the organism in Eukaryota, Perkinsozoa, Perkinsida, Perkinsidae.
GUUCUGCAACGUGGGAGGAAGAAUUGCAGUUGUCGAGAAUUGAACCCGAGAUCGAAGAGCCAAGUGUGGUUGUGUGCAAUACGCCUGUAAUUCUGACAAGACCGAUAACAGUGUAUCUCAAGCUUAAUAACAAUGAGCUUACUUCUCUGGCUGGUCUGUCGGACUCACUGACGGCAGUGAUGAUUAAGCACACUGAGAGACUGCAAAUUCUCGAUCUUUCGUUCAAUCGUCUCACGCGUGUUGAUGAGGAAAUUUUGGAGUACCCGAACUUGCAAGCUAUCUAUUUGCAUGGCAACCGAAUUGACAAGUAA